AUGCGUGGUCAUUUUAAUGGCUUGAAAGCUAAAAUCUUGGAAGAAAAUAAUUCAGCAUAUUACAUUCAUUGUUUUGUUCACCAACUUCAGUUGGUUGUUGUAGCAGUUGCGAAAAAACACUUAGGUGUUGUGAACUUCUUUGAGAUGUUAUCACUUGUGACAAAUGUGGUUUGUGCUUCUUGCAAGCGAAAAGAUAUGCUUUUAGAUGCUGAAAAGGAAAGAGUGGAGAAGGCCAUCGGCAAUGAUGAAGUUGAAACUGGAAGCGGAAAAAACCAAGAACUUUCUCUUAUACAACCCGGAGAUACAAGAUGGAGUUCUCAUUACAAAACUAUUUUGCGCCUCAUUGACGUGUUUUCAUCGGUAAUUAAGGUACUUGAGUUUGUUGAAGAGGAAGGCACCAACGGUUCUACCCAAAACAAAGCAACAGGUCUUCUAACUUAUUUUGGAUCAUUUGAUUUUGUGUUUCAUUUGCAAUUGAUGAAGCACAUAUUAGGUCUCACAAAUUGUUUGUCACAAGCUCUUCAAAGAAAGGAUCAAGAUAUAUUGGAAGCGGUUGACUUGGUGAAAUCAGUCAUGAGAGAUUUGAAUGAAUAUAGGAUAAAAGGGUUUGGUUCACUUCUAAAGAAAAUAUCUGCUUUCUGUGAAAAACAUGAUAUUCCAAUGGUGAAUAUGAAGGAAACAUAUGUUAAUCCAAAAGGCAAAAGACAAAAGACCAGAAUCACUAAUCAACAUUAUUAUGAGUUUGAUUGUUUUAAUACUAUUGUUGAUAUGCAAGUUCGAGAGUUUGGUGAUCGCUUUAGUGAGGUAAGCACUGAGUUAAUUGCAAACAUGGCUGCUUUGAACCCGCAUAACUCAUUUUUUGACUUUGAUGCAUCUAAGUUAGUAAAACUGAGUGAGUUUUAUCCGAAUAAUUUUAAUAGCGUGGAAAGAAGCCAACGUGAAGAUCAGCUUCACUUGUACUAUGCCAAUGUCUCAAAAGAUGAAAGAUUUGCCAACUUGAAUGGUAUUGCUGACCUUGCUAAAGAGAUGGUGAAAACGAGAAAACAUCUUUCCUACCAUUUGGUCUACCGAUUGUUAAAGCUAGCACUAGUCUUGCCCGUUGCAACAGCAACAGUUGAGAGAUGCUUUUCUUCCAUGAAACUUGUGAAAUCAGAUUUGCGCAACCGAAUUGGUGAAGAGUUUUUGAACUCUUGUGUAAUUUGUGCUGUAGAAAAAGAAGUACUUGAUAGUGUUAAAAUUGAAGAUGUAAUGACCCGCUUCCACAAGUUAGGAAAGCGUAGAGGAUUUAUGCUGCUGAAUUGCUUUUCUUUGCUGUUGUUAUUUGCUGGAAUUUUUCUGUUUAAAGCUAUUUUUUUAACUGUUAUUUUGCUACUGUUAUUUGCUGAAUUUCGUGGUUGGUUUGAGGCUAUUGGGUUACAAUUUGACAGCUUUUUGCCAUUGUUUAAUAGCCGUUAUGUCGUUCAUCCGCCAUCAAGUAAGUUUUUUAUGCCUCCACUUAGACAAAUUCCUAGAUCCGCCUCUGCUUUAAAGUAUACAUGA
Molecule: messenger RNA, 1539 nt
Organism: Erigeron canadensis
Lineage: Eukaryota; Viridiplantae; Streptophyta; Magnoliopsida; Asterales; Asteraceae
Exons: 3
Coding region: 1-1539 (512 amino acids)
Molecular function (GO): protein dimerization activity
Source: RefSeq, a predicted model, not a curated record